This is a messenger RNA of Ylistrum balloti, 2430 nucleotides long. RefSeq names its product molecular chaperone MKKS-like. The transcript is spliced from 6 exons. The coding region runs from base 404 to 2167 and encodes 587 amino acids. Lineage: Eukaryota; Metazoa; Mollusca; Bivalvia; Pectinida; Pectinidae. The record is from RefSeq and is a predicted model, not a curated record. Gene Ontology annotation, molecular function: ATP binding. Gene Ontology annotation, biological process: protein folding; developmental process; cilium assembly. Gene Ontology annotation, cellular component: nucleus; kinociliary basal body; cytoplasm.
CGAGUUCGACAGGCGUUCAUUCAAGAAUUGUGGAGACAGAUGGUCAGAAGAUUCCACUAUGACAAAGAUACCAUUAUUUAAACGGAUGCUAGAUAAGGGAAUUCACCCAAUGGCAGUAUAUGGUGUAGUGACAAGUGGAUGUCUUUAUGUUAUGUAUCUUAAAGGCGAAGAUUGGUUUGGGACGCCAAAAGAAUUUCAUGAAAUAGUAGAAUUACAGAAGAGAGUUGAUGCUAAAAGAAGGAAAGAACGUCAAGAAGAAGCAGAGCGCAGAUUGUAAAUAGAUGAACGUAGAAUUAUUGUUACAUGAAUGAGUGAGAAUGUGAGUGACUGAAAUCAUACACAUCUGAUCCUGUUUAUACGUCACACAGUGGGUAAAGCAGAUCAGUCCUUACUGGGAUCAGAAAUGCAGUCUAAUUUGAAGGGAAAGACCCGUUUGGAUUCCAAGGCAGAGUCUCCUAUAAACUGCCUUACACUGGAGAAUGACUGCAUAUUGAAGGCUUUGAUACUGAUGGAGCAGAUUACGUCUUCUUCACGAGGACCUGGUGGUAAAAUUAAAAUCGUACAGAACUCACUUGGAGGUCAUUUAACCUUGACCUCUACUUCAACAAGGCUACUCAAUGCCAUGUCAUUUACCAACCCAAUGGUAAAACUGAUUACAAGCUCUGCACAGGGACAUUUGAAAAAAUUUAAUGAUGCUGGACAUUUGAUGAUGUCAGUCAGCUUGAAUUUGAUCUUACAGUCCUUAAAGCUUGGCACAAGUAGAAGGAUCCUGACUGAUUUAUAUGAAAUCUUCCUGGGGAUGUGUGCAGACUAUAUCCAAUGUAAAACAAGCAGUCCUAUUAAGAUAGAUGUCAUGUUCUCUGAUUUGAAACAAAUGUCUUCCAUUGUAAAAAGUAUACUUAUAUCUAAACCCCUCUGCCAGUUUGCUGUAAGGAACUUGAAGUUGUGUAGUGAUUUGUUACUGGAGACUUUCCUGAUGUCACUCCCUAACUGUGAAACUGUGACACGGGUGUCAGACUCUGUCAAUGUCGUAGCUUUACAGGGGCAACCAAUAGAGAAAUCCAACGUUCUUCAGGGACUCCUCCUGCAGUGCCCAGAAAUUGUGUCUCAUUCCAAUCAAAUCUUGAAUGUUAAUACAGUGGAGAAUGAAGACAGUACCUUUCACUGCCUAGUUGCCUUGGUAACAGCCUCCAUGUCGGGAGAUUCAGAAGAAGUAGGCAGUAUGCAGUAUGAAUCAGAUAUUUCUGUGGACACUGACUACUGUAUACUGGGCAUUUUAGAGGACUUCUGUGACAAACUGACUGCUGCUAAUGUAGGGCUGUUACUUUGUCAACGAGUGGUUCAUCCUCGACUCAAAUAUAGGCUCCAACAACAGUCCAUUGUAGUAGUGGAGAGACUGGGAGUUACCAUGACACCUUACAUCCAGGAUGUUUCAGGUGCUGUUCCUAUAAGAUCUUUUCACAAUCUGGAUACUGAGGUACUAGGAAAAGUUGCAUCAGUUGAACAUCAGAUUUUUCUUGGAAAGAGUUAUAUGCUCCUGUCACCAUUACAAGACAAGUGUGUUGUAAGUUUGGUCCUGUACAGCCAAGAAGAGGAACAGCUGUCUGAGCUGAAGAUGUUGUGUUCUACCUGUCUGUUGUCUCUACGCCAACUGGUCCAGUCACCACAUGCCUUGCUAGGAGCUGGCUGCUGGCAAACACACCUUGCUGCCAUGCUGAACAGAAAGGUCAAAGCCAACCAAGUAGACAUCAUCAGACGGACAGGCUGUACAGUGAAGUGUCUGACUCAAGCUUGUAAAGUCUUCACCAACACUCUACAAAAGAUUGCUGCCAUGGGAACAGGGCAUGACAGACAAGAUCAUAUGUCAGACUUGGAACAUGGCCAUCUUUGGCGCCUACCAAAGGGCAGUAGGCCUGACCCUGAUGCUGUCCUCAGGUGUUCCUGUGGAGCUGUCAAACAAAGGAUUUCUAAACUUUUCUAUCUAAGUGAAACUCCUGAUAUUGUUGAACAGAAAAAACUUGACCAAACUGGACAUUCCAAACUUCACACAGCAGAUACAGAUGUGAUUUUAGAUUUGUCUGCACCAUGUGUGGCAGCGCUAACAUCAGGUGUUCUUACAGCUAAUACUGUCCUGUCCAUCGGGCAGUUUAUACAGGAUAUUAACUAGGUAUAUUUUGUACAAUUUACACAGGGUACCAACUAGAAAUAUUUUGGACAGUUGAUGCAGGACUUCAACUGGGUAUAUUUUGACAGUUUAUAAGGGACAUUAACUAAUCAUGGGACAUUAUCUAAUGACAUGGAUGUUACAGAGAACUACAAUUUUCCUACAUUCUGUAGAUGUCUUAGUCAUUCUUCAGUGAAAGUCAUUUGGAAUUCAGAAAUACAUAACUAAAAUCAUUGUGUGCAAAGUAAUAAAACCUUGUGUUGUAA